Molecule: messenger RNA, 719 nt
Organism: Triticum dicoccoides
Lineage: Eukaryota; Viridiplantae; Streptophyta; Magnoliopsida; Poales; Poaceae
Product: fatty acid desaturase DES2-like
Exons: 3
Coding region: 249-590 (113 amino acids)
Molecular function (GO): oxidoreductase activity, acting on paired donors, with oxidation of a pair of donors resulting in the reduction of molecular oxygen to two molecules of water
Source: RefSeq, a predicted model, not a curated record
CCUCCGUGCUGCAAAGCAGGAGGCCCGGAUCCGCAGGAGGAAGAGGAGAUCCCUGGGUCCAGGCGGUGGCUCGGUCGAUGCGAGGUGAUGGCGAGCCGAUGAGUGUGGGCGGUCAAGACUGCGGUCGCAGCUUUGGUGGUUGCGCACAUGUCAGUGAUUGCAUCUGAUGUCACACACCGAGGUUCAAACAAGAGAAGAAGUACUAUCUUGCCUGCCUGAAAUUAAUAGGAGCUCAGCCUGAAUGUUGGAUGUUCUUGAAGAAAUACCUGGAAUGUAGGAUGGAGAGCGACAUCAUGGCUGUUGGCGGCAGAAUGAUGGAGAAGGAGCGGGAGAAGCAGGAGAUGCUCGGCCGCGCUAGCGCCAGUGAGAUCUUCCAGUGUGCGCCGACGGACAAGCCGGCAUUCACGCUGGCCCAGAUCAAGAGGGCAAUCCUGCCUCACUGCUUGCAGUGCUCGAUGAUCAGGUCCUUCUCCUAUGUGGUCUAUGACCUUGUCAUCAUCGCGUCCCUCCUAUACGCCGCGUUGGUCUGGAUCCCAGCACUCCCGAGCAUGCAACAGCUGGGCGCCUGUCCGCUCUACUGGGUCGUGUAGGGCUGCGUCAUGAACGGCAUCUGGGUGAUCGCCCACGAGUGCGGCCACCACGCCUUCUCCGACUACUUGCUGCUCGACAACAUGGUCAGAAGCUCAUUAUCGUCUUGUCUAGCAUUGCUAUUAUUCCGA